This is a messenger RNA of Pundamilia nyererei, 965 nucleotides long. Its product is annotated as microtubule-associated serine/threonine-protein kinase 4-like. The coding region runs from base 318 to 932 and encodes 204 amino acids. The record is from RefSeq and is a predicted model, not a curated record. The transcript has 4 exons. Lineage: Eukaryota; Metazoa; Chordata; Actinopteri; Cichliformes; Cichlidae.
CAGCAUGUGCACGCGCUGAUUUGGAAGUCAUGAGCGUAAAAAUCCACAGAGGCUCCUUCUAACCGAAGCGGACACGUCUGCUUGGCGGUAACGCUGAUGUUAAACAGGGUCUAAUAAUGUUUUAGUCGAUAUCACCAACUUUCGACAACGUCGUGACUUUGGUUUUACUCGAACAAGGAGAAGCAGAAGAGAGAGAGGAAAAAAGAAAGCCGUGUCCUCUAAUGGGCUCGCGGCUCCUGACCAUAAUGAACCGGACAGGUGUGCUUGCAGGUUAAUUAAUUGCUACCUUUUGUUUUGAAGUAGCAGAAGGCGACGCAAUGGAGAAGAAAGAGUUUGUGGUGUCUGAAAGAGGCGAGAGCCAGUCGUCGUCGGGCUCCCAAACCUUGUCUGAGGGGGAAGAAAUGACGGCUGCUCUGGACAUUAAAGUUUAUGGUGAUGGCGAAGACAGGCUCAGCUUGCACUUUGAAAAUGUGAACGAGGUGGAGGACGGCAGAAAUGUGGAAUCUGACAAGGAGACCCCAGGAGAUGGGGAAGAAGACGAAGAGGAAGGAGAGGAAGACGAAAAGUUUGAUAACAUCCUCUACCCACCCUACACAUACCUCAGGAAGUCCAGUAACCCAGAGCUGACACAUGGGUUAAGUCCUGCACUCAAAUUUAAACGACAUCUCAGUGAGGAUGGAAGAAACAUUAGAAGGAGGAGCCUUGGAGGUGGACUCACAGGCAAAUAUCUUCUGCUACCCACUAACCUUCAGCAGACAGCUGGCCAGGCAUCAUCUGAGACGUCUAACCUGGUUCGAAUGCGUUCCCUGCACCUUGGAAAGUCAGACCCCUCCCUCACCUCCAGCCUGAUGACACUGGUAGCUACUCUGAUGCCGUAUUGUGAUCUUAUUAUCUCAGGACCAAGAUGCAAUCAAAGGAAGAGGGUAAUCUAAUGCUGUUAACCUAUGAGUCAUUUCUGUGUGUGC